CCAAGAGUACUUAUCCACAGUAGUGCCUGUUAGAUCUUGUACUCAAUUGAGAAUGCUUGAACAGGGGCCUCACCGGCGGAAACCCAGCGGAGGUGAGGCGGGCCAAGCAGGGCCGACGCCUAUUCCGGUCUUUUAAGCAUUUAUAUUAAUGUUUUCCGUCCAUCAGCGCUCCUUUGAGAAUUAAGUUGAGCGCCUGUUGGUUAGUGGGAUGCUCAUCCAGCCCCGGAUCGGACAUGGAGAUGGGAGGCAAGGAGGAGGCAAUGUCUGAAGAGGAGGCAGGCGAGCUCGCGCAGCGACUGGCGUUGGGAAGCGUGUUGCCCAUGGCUCUCAAGACUGUGGUCGAGCUGGGCGUGCUGGAGCUGAUGGCAGGGCACGAGCUCACCCCAGAGGAGCUGACCGCCCAGCUGCCCACCAACAACCCAGACGCACCAGCCAUGCUUGACCGCAUCCUCCGGCUUCUUGCCAGCCGCUCUCUCCUCACCUGCACCUCCACUACCGACGUUGACGGCAAAGUCCAAAGGCGAUAUGGGCUGGCCCCUGCAUGCAAGUUGCUGGUCCCUAACCGGGACGGCGCAUCUCUGAGUCAUCUACUUCUGUUGAGCCAAUGUAAGGCUUUCAUGGAGUCCUGGUAUCACCUCAAGGAUGCAGUGCUCGAGGCCAACGGCGUCCCAUUCAACAGAGCGCAUGGGAUGGGUUUCUAUGACCACCUUCCCCAAGACCCUUGCUUGAAUGAGCUCUUCAACAGCGCGAUGCAAAAUCACUCGACCGUUGUUACGAAGAAGAUCCUGGAGGUCUACGAUGGCUUCCAUGGCAUCCGGUCGGUGGUAGAUGUUGGGGGAGGGACGGGAGCUAAUUUGAGUCUGAUUACUGGUAAAUACCCAGGGAUCAAGGCGGUAAACUUCGACUUACCACAUGUCGUUCAGAAGGCUCCCGAAUUUCCAGGAGUGGAACAUGUCGGAGGAGACAUGUUUUCCAGCGUUCCCGCCGGAGACGCCAUCUUUAUGAAGACGAUUCUUCUCAACUGGGGGGAUGAUCGGUGCCUCAAACUGUUGGGAAAUUGCUGGAAGGCUCUGCCGGAGAAUGGCAAGGUGAUCGUUGUGGAGAUGAUUGUGCCAGAAAUUGUUGAGAACAGUUCAGCCUCGUCUUCUGUGUUUCAGCUUGACCUCUUGAUGUUGACGGUUUUGGGUGGGAAACUGAGGACGGAGAAGGAAUUGGAGGUCUUAGCAAGGGCCGCCGGUUUCACUGGGAUCAAGUCCAUAUGCUCAGCUCUUGACUUCUGGGUCAUCGAAUUCUACAAGGGCAGCACGACGGCAGGGGAGUGACAUACAAAUACGUGAACGCACCAAGUACAUAUGCAGGACGGUACGUCAUGGCGAUCGGCGUUGGUGAUAAAUAAGGAGGGAACUGAGAAGACAAAAUAAGACCGGAUCAGCUUCACAGCUUGUGAUGAGGAUUAAGGCUCUUUCUGCUACCUCUUCUGUCUCCCUCUUUCUGAUCUGCCGUGUUUGUUUUAUUCACGCUUUCUUUGUUUUGCAGUUUAUGUGCUUUGGUUACUUUAUCUUUCUGCCAUGGAUGUGAGCGCGGUACACGAAAGAUAUCUUUCGAGCAGAAAUUGGAAGCUCGCAAGCUAGCGACUCCGUUCAUAUAUGUUGCUAGGAACUUGUAAAUCUCAUGCAAUUGAUGCGAUAUGAUA
This is a messenger RNA of Nymphaea colorata (pocket water lily), 1693 nucleotides long. RefSeq names its product caffeic acid 3-O-methyltransferase-like. Gene Ontology annotation, molecular function: O-methyltransferase activity; protein dimerization activity; S-adenosylmethionine-dependent methyltransferase activity. Gene Ontology annotation, biological process: methylation. Bases 234 to 1322 code for a protein of 362 amino acids. NCBI's taxonomy places the organism in Eukaryota, Viridiplantae, Streptophyta, Magnoliopsida, Nymphaeales, Nymphaeaceae. The record is from RefSeq and is a predicted model, not a curated record. The transcript has 5 exons.